Messenger RNA from Alligator sinensis (Chinese alligator), 1283 nucleotides. RefSeq lists its product as uncharacterized. The record is from RefSeq and is a predicted model, not a curated record. NCBI's taxonomy places the organism in Eukaryota, Metazoa, Chordata, Crocodylia, Alligatoridae.
AUGGAGGGGAAGUUCCCCAAGGAUGUAGCUGCAAUGUGGGAGAGGAUCCACAGUGAGGACAGGAUGUCAUUUGAGAGUGACAUGGACCAAGAGAGCCCCGAGCACCAGCCACUGUUACCUGCCCUCCCCCAGGCCUGGAGAGUGACCGAGGAGAGAGCUGGGACCCGCCUCACGUCCUCCCUGACCUUCACCCCCACGCUGCAGGACGAUGGGGUGCGGGUCCGGUGCAUCUUCCUCCAUGAUGUUGAAUGUAUCAGAGAGGAGCGAGUGUCCUCAGAGAUCAGGGUGUGGGCCCGGCCGCAGGUGUCUGAGAUCCAGGUGUUGCCGGAGUGGGACCCCCGCGACAAGGUGCCGUUUGCUGUCCAGCUCCACAACUUCUACCCCAGGGAGGUGCCCCCGAUCCAGUGGGGCUGGGACGGGGCCGGGAGCUGGAGGGAAGACCCCGCGCAGAUAGACAGGAACGCGGACGGCACGUUCACUGCGACGAGCGUCUGGAGAGUGCCCAGCCGGAGCCUGACCCGGCCGGAGCUGCGAGUGCGAGUGUGCGUCCAGCACGGCCCCGGAGAGCCCCCGAGCGAGAGAGAGCUCAGCCUGAGGGCCGCGGGUGUCCUGCGGCCCCCGGACAUGUCCAAAAUCUCCCAGACUGAGUCCAUGGACAAGGGGAAGGGAGUCAUCCUGAGCUGCUGCAUCACGGGGCAUUUCCCGGCCUGGUCCUCGUCUGAGUGCAGGGUGGAGCCCGGGACGGCCGUCCUGGCACGGGAUGGGAAGAGCUUCCAGCAGGAGACCAGACUCACCCGCUGGACAUCCAGGGACCAGGGGACAGAGUACAUCUGCCGUGUGGGACACCUCGCCCUGGAGACCCCCAUCGAGCGGAGCAGUGUCUUCCAUCCGUGCCCUUCAGACCUGGGGGAGGACUUCCUGCUGCAGGCCCUGGUCCCUGGGAAGCCAGUGACCGUGCAGCACCUUCUAUCAGGAUCAUACGCCAAGCAGCUGGCGAUGACCUGGCUGGGAAAGAGAGCAAUGAAGGAGACCAGGCCCCUGGGGACCUCAGACCCCCACAGGAUCCACACCCCCACCUCCAGUCGGGCACCAGAUGGGAAGUCCUACAGCAUGGAGUCCGAGCUACUCAUCCCUCCUGCGGGGCCUGAGGAUGACUGGGUCGAGAACAAGGCCCUGAAGAAGCCUAAGUCCAGGCCUAGCUGGCUGAAAGGUUCGUCAAAGUCCUCCAGAGCCUCCAAGAGAUGAGGAGGGAGCAGGCAGCCAAAGACAAAGGCAAUGUCACC